Molecule: messenger RNA, 369 nt
Organism: Capsicum annuum
Lineage: Eukaryota; Viridiplantae; Streptophyta; Magnoliopsida; Solanales; Solanaceae
Product: wound-induced basic protein
Exons: 2
Coding region: 94-237 (47 amino acids)
Source: RefSeq, a predicted model, not a curated record
AGUUAUAUAAAACUUUUCAAUAUCGAAUUAACAACAAAAUCAGAAAUUAGGGUUUUGUGUAUCUAUCGCAUCAUUUACUGCCGACGACCGACGAUGAUUUACGACGUGAAUUCGCCGCUUUUCCGAUCCUUCCUCAGCCAGAAGGGAGGCGCCUCCGACAAGAGGAAAACAGAGGAGCAGAAGCCCAAGGAACAGAGGCCUAAAGCAAGUGAAAACAAGCCUGUCAUGAAUGAAUGAUAUCUGCCUGAUGUAAAAUUUUAGAAUAUCUGGAAUGUCGUUAAGCAACUUUUUUACAAGAUGUUGAAUAUGUGCUGCAUUUGACAAUUGAAUCGAUCAUAUAUUUUUAAGAUAUUUGAUCUUUUACACUGC